Molecule: messenger RNA, 3540 nt
Organism: Toxorhynchites rutilus septentrionalis
Lineage: Eukaryota; Metazoa; Arthropoda; Insecta; Diptera; Culicidae
Exons: 13
Coding region: 337-3540 (1067 amino acids)
Biological process (GO): transmembrane transport; carbohydrate transport
Cellular component (GO): membrane
Molecular function (GO): sugar transmembrane transporter activity
Source: RefSeq, a predicted model, not a curated record
UUCAAAUUUUAAACAAACAGUUUUCCGCUCCAAUUUCCUACAUCAGUUUUAUAGCUUCGAGCCAAAACUUUUCAUCCGGCACUGGAGAAAUAACUGCUCCCGAAACACAUUUGUUCAUAAGCCCGCGAGCGGUUCAGUUUAAAUUCUUCGCGACUGAUGCGGUUGCUUGGAACGGAUUCAUUAAACAACAACGAGCGAAUUUGCGAUAAAAAUGAUAAUGUUUGUUCUGGGAUUUGUUCUCUUGCCACUCCAUAUCACCGGGCCGGGCAGUCAGACUAGCAAGUGCGCCUUUUGAAUCACCAGCAUCGUUUGUAAUCAGUGCUAGGAUUUCUAGCUAUGGCAAGGGUGAAGGUGCAACAGGAAAGUGAAAAUGCAGCAGAGGAAACCAAAGAUGGCAGUCUGUAUCAGAUCAUAUUUAGCAACGUUAUCUUUCCGUUUGCGGAUCGCUUUGUUCAGAUAUUCAAGGUACACAUAAUUUCACGAAAUCGACCGAAAAUGGUUCAUUUUUCAUCAACAGGAACGAACAUUCAGUUCAAAUCGGUGUUUAAUCAGUUUAUAGCAGCUCUCGCAGUUAAUGCCAUUACACUCGGCCACGGUGUUGUAAUCGGAUGGGUUUCACCGUUUAUGCCAUACCUGCAAUCUGAUGUGACACAUCUGACAUCCGGUCCGGUCAGUACUGAACAGGCUUCCUGGAUUGGGUCGACACUUUGCAUCGGUGGAGUGAUUGGCGCUGCCACAUUCGGGAUUCUAACAGAACGAUUAGGCAAAAAGCGGGGUCUGCAACUGAUCGCGAUUCCACAGUUGUUCUAUUGGUUCCCACAAAAGGGCUUCUGGCUAUGCAUCCUAUUCGGAACAAAUGUUUACUUUCUGUAUCUGGGUCGAAUUGUGGCUGGAAUCGGUGGCGGUGGUAUACAUCGAGCCGUUCCGUUAUACAUAGCUGACAUAGCCGACUGUAGACUUCGUGGAAUGCUAGGAUCGUUGCUAUCCCUAUCCUUCAACUUUGGCAUCCUGCUAGGAUUCAUAAUGGGCAAUUAUCUAGCGUACUUCAUCGUUCCAUUUAUUUCGUUGAGCGUCCCCAUAGUAUUUAUCGUGGCCACAAGCUUGCUGCCGGAGACACCUUACUGUUUGUUGAAACGAAGUCGAAACGAAACGGCCGAACGAUCCCUGAUGUUCUAUCGGGGAAUUCGAGGACACUUCCAGAAAACCGCAGAAUUUCAAGACGAAUUUGAUUUGUUGAAAAAAUCUGUACAAAUGGAGAAUGAAAACUUGGAGACCAGCAAAGUAACAUGGAAGGAUUUUUGUACAGCACAGACGCGAAAAGGAUUCGGAAUUGGAAUUUUUCUGAUGCUUUUAACCCAGUUCAGUGGAACAUUAGCAAUCAUCACCUACACGGCCACCAUUUUCGAAGAAUCCGGUUCAAGUCUCUCGCCGAGCGUGUCCUCCAUUAUAGUAGCAAUAAUUCAGCUCGUUGGCACGGUUGUUGCAUUUGCCCUAGUUGACAAUAUAGGUCGUAAAAUACUGUUGUUAAUAUCCACGAUCGGAACCAUGGCGGGUUUGUUUGCUCUCGGACUCUUUUCAUUCUUGAAACACGAUGGGCAUGACUUGAAUCAGUUGGACUUUUUACCGAUUGCAAGCUUAUCUUUUACAAUCCUCCUUGCAUCGAUUGGUAUAUUACCUUUACCUCUUGUGAUCAUAGCCGAGGUGUUGCCGCAGAAGAUCAGAAACGCUGGCAGCACAAUCAGCAUCAUAACAAUGUCGAUAAGUGCAUUCAUUGUUCUUAAGAUUUUCCCGAUCAUGUUGGACCGAAUAUAUUUGUACGGCACAAUGUGGGUUAUGUCAGCCAUUUGUUUAGUCAGUACGUUUAUUAUCCUUUUUGUGGUACCAGAGACGAAGGGAAAAAAUCUCACGAUUGCUUAUGACAGCGAUGUGAAAAAACUUAUUUUGCCAGGAUUUCUAGCUAUGAUAAUAGCCAGAGUGUCAGAGAGUAGUGAAUAUGCAGUAACAAAAAUCAAAGAUUGCAGCCUGUAUCAGAUCCUUUUUCACAAUGUUAUUCCUCCGUUCUCCAAUCGAUUUGUAAAUAUAUUCAAGGUGCACUUAAUAUCACGAAACCGACCAGAAAUGAUUCACUGUUCAUCAACACAACCGAACAUUCAGUUUAAAUCAUUGGUCAAUCAGUUUAUGGGAGCUAUCGCGGUUAACGUAAUAACCCUUGGCCAUGGCACAGUGAUUGGUUGGGUUUCGCCGUUCCUGCCUUAUCUGCAAUCUGGUAAGACACAUCUGGCAUCCGGGCCGAUCAGUACUGAAGAGGCUUCCUGGAUUGGGUCAACUGUUAACAUAGGUGGAGUGUUUGGUGCUAUCAUUUUUGGGUUCCUGACAGCGCGAUUAGGCAAAAAGCGUGGUCUUCAACUGAUUGCUAUUCCACAGCUGGGUUUCUGGCUAUGGAUCUUAUACGGGACAAACGUCUAUCACCUGUAUCUAGGACGAGUACUAGCUGGAAUCGGAGCCGGCGGUAUCCUACGAGAAAUCCCGCUAUAUAUAGCCGACAUUGCCGAUUGUAGGCUUCGUGGAAUGUUGGGUGCGUUGCUGGUGCUGUCGCUCAAUAUUGGCAUCCUGCUGAGCUUCAUAAUGGGCAAUUAUCUGUCAUACUUCACCGUGCCUUUGAUUUCGUUGAGCGCUCCUAUAAUAUUCAUCGUGGCGACAUGUUUGCUGCCUGAAACACCUCACUGCUUACUGAAGCAAAGCCAAGAAGAAGCGGCCGAACGAUCCCUGAUGUUCUACCGAGGAAUUGGAACACACUCCCAGAAAACAGCCGAAUUUAAAAACGAGUUCGAUUUCUUGAAAAAAGCUGUACAGAAAGAGAAAGAAUCCUCUGAUGACAAAAAGCUACAGUGGAAAGAUUUCUGUUCACCACAAGCACGAAAGGGACUCGGAAUUGGAAUAUUUCUGAUGUUUCUAACCCAGUUCAGUGGAGCAGUAGCAAUUGUCACUUACACAGCUCCCAUCUUUGAAGAAUCCGGCUCAAAUCUCUCUCCGAACGUGUCCUCCAUCAUUGUGGCAGUAAUUCAACUCGUUGGAACGGUUGUUGCUUUUUCCCUCGUAGAUAAUAUAGGGCGAAAAUUACUAUUACUAAUCUCCACCUUUGGUACUGCGGCAGGUUUAUUUACUUUGGGUCUUUUCUCUUUUCUCGAACACGAAGGACAUGAUUUGAAUCAGUUCAAUUUUCUUCCAAUUGCUAGCUUAUCUUUCACAAUCCUUCUUGCAUCGAUCGGAAUAUUACCUUUGCCUGUUGUGAUCAUAGCCGAAGUGUUGCCGCAGAAAAUCAGAAACGCUGGCAGCACACUCAGUAUUAUAACAAUGUCGUUUAGUGCAUUCUUCGUCCUUAAGAUCUUCCCUAUUAUGUUGGACCAAAUUAAUCUAUAUGGCACAAUGUGGAUUCUGACAGCUAUUUGUUUAGUCAGUACGUUGGUAAUCAUUUUCGUCCUAUCAGAGACCAAGGGAAAAAAUCUCACUUUUACCGAUGAAAGCAAUGUUAAAAAGUGA